GUUGUCUUUCCAAUUUUAUUUAUAAUCUUACGAUUUGAUUAUCUUGAGGGGAUUUGGACUCCAAUAGAUUUGUUGAGGCACAACAUAUAUACCAUCAACUAUGGUUUCAAACACUCAUGAGAAUGAUCAUAUUGUGGUUUCUAAAGAGAUUACACAGCUUGAUGGUGAUGAUAUUGAAAAUAAAAGAGUUGAAGAAACUAGAAUCCUCGAUGGUAACAAUGAAUCGUCUCAUGUUGAGGCAGAAGUAACUAUUUGUGAUACAUGUGGUAAUCAAGGAUAUAAAUAUUCACUUGUGACUUGUUCCAACUGCAAAGUUGGUGCUGAACAUACCUAUUGCAUGAUGGAAAAGGUAGAUAUGAAUCUUAAUAAUUGGUUUUGCUAUGACUGCGUUGAAGAGAUUGAUGGAAUGCAAAAGGAAGAAAAAAUUGAAGAAACAAGUUCUAAGAAAAGGAAACUAGAAUCUGUUAUUGAUGUUUCAGAGAUUACAGAAAAGAGAUCACCUCAAAGACGAGCUAAUUUCUUGAAUAAUGAAAUCGCAGAUUUUGACUUGAACGUGGAUCUUAACAUAGAACUAGCAGGUGAAAUUCUUGGUAUAGAUGUAAACAGAAACCUUCUCACAGAGUUGAACGAAGACCAUGACAUAAAUCUGAACACAAAUGAUCAUGGCAUAGAUAUGCGACAUAAGUUAGGUCAUGCUUCAUCUUCUGAAGCAGAAUCUUCAAGUCAUUUCCAAUCUCAAUGUGCAAAGAGACUUCAGGUGGAUACAAAAUUCUCUACACAUAUCGAAUCAAAAAAUAUAUUCUGUACUAAUAAAUAA
This is a messenger RNA of Capsella rubella, 817 nucleotides long. RefSeq lists its product as uncharacterized. The coding region runs from base 101 to 817 and encodes 238 amino acids. Lineage: Eukaryota; Viridiplantae; Streptophyta; Magnoliopsida; Brassicales; Brassicaceae. The transcript is spliced from 6 exons. The record is from RefSeq and is a predicted model, not a curated record.